GUCUUAUCUUAUCAAUUAGACUCAAUGCUUUAAUGUAUAUAUCGUUUAGAAGUAUUUAAACUAGUGCUAUAUACCAUAUUAUCCAUCAAUCCCAUAGAUCUCCACUCUUCUGACUUACCGAUGACGUGAAAGGCCGAAGACCUGCCGGUUUUUUUUCUCAAUAGUUCCAAUGCGAAAUUUCCCUAUGUUACUUUUCCCUUCUUUCAUUUUGCCGUCAUCCCACUAAGGUCUUUGAUAAAAUCAACCUCGGCCUUGUUUACUUUCAAUUCCACUUCUCUAGACAUAUAUCUCCAAUAACACACAUAAUGCCGCUAAACACAAGAUCCUUCAUAAGAGCCUCUAGGCUCGGUACUUCGCUCGCGCGACAAUCUCAAACCCCUCGCGUCUUCCACUCAAGCGGUGCAAAACUUCCCGGUGGCACCCCUGGUGAAGCUUCUGAGCAGGCUAUGCCCUUAGGUCUUUACUACGAAGCCGUCCUCAACAGACCGCAACCCAUCCCCGAGGUCAAACCCGAAAAUCCUCCCACCUCGUCGCCCAAGUCACCCCGUACCACGGUCAAGAAGGCCCCUGCCAAGAAGCCCGCUAAAGACAGCGCCGACGCGACCUCCGCCUCGUCCACAUCUUCAUCCUCGUCCGGGCCGGAGACAUCCGCGGAGCCGGCGACAGCACAAGAAAAGGCACGUAUAAUCUUUGGCUCGCGACUCGCAGGCCCGGCCGAGAGGGCCGAGCGACUCGAAGCAAUCCGGAACCGCAGUACGCUAAUAGCCGGCGUCUUAGUCCCCCCGCGGCCAGAAGAGCCCGACAACUGCUGCAUGAGCGGGUGCGUGAAUUGCGUCUGGGAUCGCUACCGGGACGAGAUGGAGGAAUGGGCCGCCGCGUCCACCGAGGCCGAGAAAGCUCUGGAGGCGCAACGGUCGCAAGGAGAACCAUCGCCCGACACAACUCCUAGCGCAAUACAAGAAGUGGCAGAGAAACCACAAGGCCCCACUGGUGCCAUAAGCAUGGAUGAUGAUGGUGGUGGCAGUGAUACCAAUUGGCAGUCAGACUUGAAGAUAGCCGAUCAGCCCAAGAUUGCCAAGGACCUCUGGGAUGACGACUUAUACAAGAACGUACCUGUGGGCAUUCGGGAGUUCAUGAAGCAAGAAAAGAGACUUAAGGAAAAACAUAACAGGGAAGGGACUUUCGGCGCUUAGAGAGGAAGACUACAUCAUAUAUACCCCUUGUGUCGAGCAAUAGACUUAUUCGUCAGAAAGAAAAGAAGAAAAAGGGCCGAUUCGCACUCCAGUUGAUUC
Messenger RNA from Hypoxylon trugodes, 1292 nucleotides. RefSeq names its product oxidoreductase-like protein. The transcript has a single exon. Gene Ontology annotation, cellular component: mitochondrion. Bases 306 to 1193 code for a protein of 295 amino acids. The record is from RefSeq and is a predicted model, not a curated record. NCBI's taxonomy places the organism in Eukaryota, Fungi, Ascomycota, Sordariomycetes, Xylariales, Hypoxylaceae.